Molecule: messenger RNA, 2541 nt
Organism: Cyprinodon variegatus (sheepshead minnow)
Lineage: Eukaryota; Metazoa; Chordata; Actinopteri; Cyprinodontiformes; Cyprinodontidae
Product: protocadherin gamma-A2-like
Exons: 1
Coding region: 160-2541 (793 amino acids)
Biological process (GO): homophilic cell-cell adhesion
Cellular component (GO): plasma membrane
Molecular function (GO): calcium ion binding
Source: RefSeq, a predicted model, not a curated record
CCUCCUUGAGUGAAAUAUAAGCUACUUCGGGGAAGACAUCUCAUAUUCUAUUUUGAGAUUCUGUUUUGGAUUAUAUAAUUCACCCUUGCCUGGAUUUUCUCCGAAUUCCGGACAUUUUUUUUUUCUUUUUAAUCGCGGAGAUAAAGGUCUGAUAGAACAAUGAAAGAAGCAGCACUGUAUUUUGUCCUCGUUUUAUUUUCUUCAACAACUGGACAAGUAAGCUACACAAUACCGGAGGAGAUGCCAAAAGGAUCUUUAGUAGGUAACAUUGCGCAGGAUUUAGGUUUGGAACCCAAGCGUUUAAUAUCUGGCAAAGCUCGGAUUUACACUGCUGACAAUGAGGAAUACGUCGAGCUGAACAGAGAAAGAGGAGUUAUCCUUGUAAAAGAAAGAAUCGACAGGGAGGUAAUCUGUAAACAGAUAACGCCCUGUGCUAUACAUUUCCAAAUCAUUCUGGAAAGUCCUAUGCAAUUUUACACGAUUACUGUUCAGGUCACAGAUAUAAAUGAUAAUUCACCAACAUUUGAAGGGGAUAAGAUUGAAUUAAAGAUUAGCGAAUCAGCCGUAGUUGGGUCAAAAUAUGAAUUGGAAAGAGCUCUUGAUCUGGAUGUAGGAAAAAAUUAUCUGCAAAGGUAUGAAUUAAAACCAACAAAUAAUUUUGCUCUGAAUUUGCAAGAUAAAAUUAAUGAGAAUAAAAACGUCGAGAUGAUACUGAAGAAGCCUCUAGACAGAGAAAAACAGGAACAGUUAAAUCUUGUCUUAAUCGCUGUAGAUGGAGGAGAGCCGCAGAUGUCAGGAACGAUGCUGAUUGUUGUUACGGUUUUGGACGCUAAUGAUAAUGCUCCUAUUUUCACACAAAAAACAUAUAAAGCCACAGUCCCUGAAAAUGCAUCAGUUGGAACAAAUGUUGCUACUGUAAGAGCGACUGAUGCAGAUCAGGGCUCCAACAGUAAAAUAACGUAUUCAAUAACAAAUACCUUGGAUAAUGUGAGAAAAAUAUUUAAAAUAAACAAUGCCAGCGGUUUAAUCACUUUGAUUGGAAAUUUAGACUUUGAAGAAUCGCGCAAUUUUGAAAUAAAUUUGCGUGCAAAUGAUGAGGGAGGGUUAACAGAUUAUUCUAAGUUAUUUGUCGAUGUGCAAGAUGUGAAUGACAACCAACCUGAAAUUAACAUAAUGUCGAAGUCAAACGUGAUAGCGGAAGAUGCGCCUGUUAACACGGUGGUUACGAUAAUCCAUAUUGAGGACAAAGACACUGGAGAAAACGGUAGAAUUAAUUGUUUUAUCAGCGAAAAUGUGGAAUUUAAGUUGGAGUCUUCAACUGACAAUUUCUAUACUUUAGUAACAGACAGUGAAUUAGACAGAGAGAUACAUUCAGAAUAUAACAUCACAGUGACCUGUUCUGAUGAAGGAGCGCCCUCCCUUUCCAGCCACGUCACGUUUACUUUGCAGAUAUCUGAUGUAAAUGACAAUGCGCCUGUAUUUGAGAGGAGCUCCUAUGAGGCCUAUAUUCUAGAAAACAACGCACCAGGCCUCUCUAUAUUUACAGUGAAAGCCGCAGAUGCUGACUGGAAGCAGAAUUCCCGUGUUUCUUAUAUUUUGGAGGACUCCUUUAUCAAGGGGAUACCAGUCUCCUCAUAUGUAUCAGUCAGUGCUGACAGUGGAGUCAUCCAUGCUGUGCGCUCUUUUGACUAUGAGCAGAUCAAAGAUUUCCAGUUUCAUAUCAAAGCACAGGACGGAGGCUCUCCUCCACUCAGCAGUAAUGUGACUAUUAAAAUCCUGAUACAGGACCAGAAUGAUAAUCCUCCUCAGGUUCUGUACCCAGUCCAGACUGGUGGCUCUGUAGUAGCUGAAAUGGUGCCUCGUUCAGCAGAUGUGGGCUACCUGGUGACUAAAGUAGUAGCUGUUGAUGUGGACUCUGGACAGAACGCCUGGCUCUCCUAUAAACUGUUAAAGACCACAGAAAGGGUUCUGUUUGAAGUGGGCUUACAGAAUGGAGAAAUAAGAGCAAUCCGUCAGGUGACUGAUAAAGAUGCUGUGAAACAGAGACUGACUGUUAUAGUGGAGGACAACGGGCAGCCCUCUCGUUCAGCUACAGUCAUUGUUAACGUGGCGGUGGCAGACAGCUUCCCUGAAGUGCUGUCAGAGUUCAGUGACUUUCCACACAACAAGGAGUACAAUGAUAACCUGACUUUUUACUUAGUCUUGGCUCUGGCUGUAGUCUCCUUCCUCUUCAUUACGUGUUUGGUGAUAAUUAUAUCAGUGAAGAUCUACAGAUGGAGACAGUCCCGCAUCUAUCACUCCAACCUCCCUGUGAUUCCAUAUUAUCCACCACGUUACUCUGAUACUUUGGGAACAGGGACUCUACCACACCCGUACAAUUAUGAGGUCUGCAUGACGACUGACUCCAGAAAGAGUGGCAACACGUUCUGCAGAGCUGGUCAGAACGUGUUGAUAAUGGACCCCGGCUUUACAGGAACAAUGCAGGGGAUACAAAGUAAAAAGAAUAUCCUGGAUGAACCAGACUCUCCUACAGAGGUUUGA